AUGGCUGAUGCACCCCCCUCCCUCCCGGGCCCUAUGCCCUCGUCCUUUGACGGUGACCAGGAACUUCAGAAUGAAAGACCAAUGCAAAAGGUCCUCCGCAAGAUCAAGGAGGAGCCGUUGAUCCCCCUAGGAAUGGGUCUGACCACUCUCGCCUUUAUCAAUGCCUACCGAGCCCUCCGUCGUGGUGAUUCAAAACAGGCGAACCGCAUGUUCCGAGCCCGAGUUGCAGCUCAGGGUUUCACCGUAUUCGCCAUGCUUGCCGGCAGCAUGUAUUACCAGAAGGACCGCGAGAAGAGCAAGGAGCUCCGCCAGCUCCAGGAGCAGAAGGAUGCUGAGGAGAAGCGACAAAAGUGGAUUCGUGAGCUCGAGGCCCGAGACGAGGAGGAAAAGGCCAUGCGUGCGAGACUCGAGAAGAAGAGACAGCAGGUCCAGGCCCAGCGGGCCGAGGAGACCAAGGCAACUGCAGAACCGCAACCCGAAGGCACCGAGACUUCCAGUAAUGGAGGUAUUCUGAGCCGCAUUGGCUUGUGGCCACAGGGCACCAAGGAAGAGAAGAAGGAUGACAACAAAGCCGCCGCUGAAGCUGUCGAGGAUGAGGCCAGCGCAAAGAAGAAGAAGAAUCCCAAGAGUUCUCUGGGCGAUCUUGGCGAAAUUAUCUCAAAGAGGAAGGACUGA
This is a messenger RNA of Fusarium musae, 675 nucleotides long. RefSeq names its product Respiratory supercomplex factor 1, mitochondrial (gene RCF1). NCBI's taxonomy places the organism in Eukaryota, Fungi, Ascomycota, Sordariomycetes, Hypocreales, Nectriaceae. Bases 1 to 675 code for a protein of 224 amino acids. Gene Ontology annotation, cellular component: mitochondrion. Gene Ontology annotation, biological process: mitochondrial respirasome assembly. The record is from RefSeq and is a predicted model, not a curated record. The transcript is spliced from 3 exons.